Molecule: messenger RNA, 3092 nt
Organism: Erpetoichthys calabaricus (reedfish)
Lineage: Eukaryota; Metazoa; Chordata; Cladistia; Polypteriformes; Polypteridae
Gene: gpr155a
Product: G protein-coupled receptor 155a
Exons: 17
Coding region: 182-2755 (857 amino acids)
Biological process (GO): transmembrane transport; intracellular signal transduction
Cellular component (GO): membrane
Source: RefSeq, a predicted model, not a curated record
UGUUUGUUAAUGUCCUACAGAUACGGCGUGGAAAGUUGCACAACGCUGACUGGUGAUUACGGAUGGAAGGAAGUAGGUAUGAAAUGGUUAUUUCAGUGCGCUUGCGCAGCAAAGUUUAUCUGAUGGCUCCUGCAGUGGAAACAAUUCCCAUCUGUUCCAGUCCUGGUACUGAGAAUAUCUGAUGACAGUCAUGCCAAGCACUGAGAAUUAUAAUUAUGGACUAAGAAACAUGACACUGACUUCCACAAUGGCUAUACCUCCAUCUAUGUCCAUUGACAAGCUGUUUCCAGCUUUACUGGAAUGCUUUGGAAUAAUUUUGUGUGGCUAUAUUGCCGGAAGAGCAAACAUGAUAACAUCUUCACAGGCCAAAGGGCUUGGUAAUUUUGUGUCCAAAUUUGCUCUUCCUGCUUUACUAUUCAAGAACAUGGUAUUGCUAGAUUUUGCAAAUGUCAUCUGGUCUUUCCUUUGGAGCAUUCUGAUUGCCAAAGUGACUGUGUUUGUUAUUGUGUGUGUGCUCACAUUGUUAGUUGCCAGUCCAGACAGCAGGUUGAGCAAAGCAGGACUUUUUUCCAUUUUUGCCACUCAAAGCAAUGAUUUUGCUUUGGGAUACCCCAUUGUUGAUGCACUGUAUGGGAACACAUACCCUGAGUAUCUUCAGUACAUUUACCUGGUAGCUCCAAUCUCUCUUAUGAUUCUAAAUCCAAUAGGGUUUGUGUUUUGUGAGAUUCAAAAGUGGAAAGAAAAUCGUACUCCACAGCAGAGCAAACUACGAAUUAUUGGAAUGGUGUUGCUUCAGGUUCUGAAAAAUCCCAUUGUUUUCAUGGUCAUUGUUGGAAUCUCAAUGCACUUUAUCCUGGGCCAGAAGAUUCCUGCUAUUAUAGAGCAGUUUGUGGAUGGACUGGGAAAUUCCUUUGGGGGCUCUGCCCUAUUCUACCUUGGCUUGACUAUGGUGGGGCAAAUUAGAAAACUUACAAAAUCUACCUUUGUAUCUCUUAUCCUUCUGAUAACGGCAAAGCUCCUUGUGAUGCCACUUAUAUGCAGAGAAAUGGUGGAAUUAUUAGACAGGAACAGCAGUACAGGAAACCACACAAGUCUGUCAAACUAUGCCUUUCUCUAUGGAGUCUUCCCAACUGCACCAAGUGUAGCAAUCUAUGCAAGCCAGUAUAACAUGGAAUUAGAAAUAGUCACCUCAGGAAUGGUAAUAAGCACAUUUGUUUCUGCCCCUAUCAUGUAUGUAUCUGCUUGGUUAUUGACUAUUCCUUGGAUGGACUCCCAACUGCUUCUCUCAGCACUUCAGAAUGCCAGCUUUGAUAUAAGUAUAAUCACUUUAUUUGCUUUGGUAUGGUCUGUGGCAGUCAUGAUUCUAAGCAAGAAGUUUAAAAGGCUUCCUCAUUUGUUUACCACAAACUUGCUUCUAGCACAGUUUCUGGUCUGUGUUGGAAUGAUUUUGUGGAAGUUUAUCAUCAAUCAAAAUAACUUUAUUGGUCAGAUUCUGUCAUUCAUUUUGCUCUACAGCUCCCUUUACAGUACUUACCUGUGGACAGGGCUAAUAGCUCUUUCUUUGCUGCUGUUAAGGAAGGAUGAUGAGCCGAAGAUACGCAUGGCAGCUUUUAUAAUUGCAGGAUGGGGAAUCCCAGCCUUCAUUGUGGGCAUGCUUCUAAUUGCUGGACAUAAAAAUGAAGAGACACUGGAUUCUGCUUUUUUUUAUGGAAAACCUCAGAUUAUGAGUACAGCAGUUGUUCUUUUAUGCAGUAUAGUUGUGGCUGGCGUAUCUCUAAUGUUCCUGAGUCGCAGCUACCAGGAUUCAAAUUACCAAGUGCUUGAUCAAACGUCUUUACCUGGAACAAGUGAAGACCUAAGACCCCUGGACAAUCAAGAAUCUCCUCAACUCAGGGGAACUAUGUUAUCACCACAGCUUGAAGCAAGCAUUCAGGAAGACAGUUGCCCCUGUGGAUUGUCAAAUGGUAAAAUGUGCUGUUCUUCUGCACCUGUGCCUGAUAUGAUUGCCUGUGGUAGCAGACGUGAUGCUCCAAAUGGUCAAGCAGGUCAAUGUGCGAGAAACUGUGAAUCACAGAGCUGUUUGCUGGUAUUAGAAGAGCAGAAACUGCAUAACACUGAUAGACAGCUGGCCAGACAUGUUCUCCUUUGUCUUUUACUCAUUGUUGGACUUUUUGCAAAUCUCUCUAGUUGUUUGUGGUGGCUGUUUAAUCAGGAACCGGGACAACUUUAUGUAGAGCUGCAGUUCUUCUGUGCCAUUUUUAAUUAUGGCCAGGGCUUUAUUACGUUUGGCAUUUUUGGAUUGGAUAAGCAUCUGAUAAUUGUGCCAUUCAAAAAAAGGAUUGCAGGCCUGUUUAUGGGUAAAGAAAAGGUGGAUGAGAACGAGUCUGCAGUGUCGGAGGAAAUUAGGAUGACCUGCAGACAGUUUGUCAGGUAUCAUAAAGACCAGUGUGUCCGGGAUAUCGUACAGCAGAGAAGAUAUUGGAUCCACUUGGUCACAAAAGCAUUGACAUGGCAUGGCUAUCAUGCAGUUUUGCAAUUGGGGUGUGGCAUCAGGACGUCCACCGACAUCUUUUGCGGCUGUGACCUGGUAGACUGGCUUCUUCGUGUCGGCUUGGCACACGAUCGAGGAGAAGCAACGGAAUAUGGUGAACAACUGUUACAAGGAGGCAUUCUGCAGCACAUAUCAGGGCAAUAUGAAUUUCAGGACGACAGUCUGUUUUAUCGUUUUAAGAAGUUAAAGAGAAUGGGCAUCUAAGGAAGUAUUAUUGUUUCAAUGGCACCAAUUUGACUGCUACACAAUCUUCAGGUACACUGUGUCAAGCUUGAAUAUGAGGACUGUGCAUAGAGCGGCACUUAAUAGUACAAAAAAAAACAAAACACGCCUUUGAAAUUUAGAUAUUAUUCACAUUAUGCACAUGUUUAAGCUUUUAAAGACCAAGAGAUGCAGUUGCCGGUCAAACCAAAAGCAGUGUGUUACUCCAUGUAUGUUGUUUACACAGAUUUUGAAUUUAAAAACUGAAGAAAAUGCAAAGAUAGAAAUGUAUUCAUAAUAUAUUAAAUAUUGUUAUUUUGCUAGGUGAAAAGUUUAAAUA